AUAAGUGACUGUGCCAUCUUCCUCUGAAUCAACUCUGUUCUGACACAACAUUGUCCCGAGACACUCAAAUUCCAACAACUCGACAUCCAACAUUCACAAUGAAGAGUGCCGUUCUCUCUGUCCUGGCCAGCGGUGCCGCUGCCCAAAUUACUCUUGGUGGUCUUGGUGGCCUGGGUCUCGGCCCUGAGAUUUUCCAAAAUGCUGCCAUCAACCCCAGCGACCCUGAGUACGCAACCUGCCAGGACGCCGUUUCACUCGUUCAGAAAUGUGUUUCCGCGGUUGGCGGUUUGGACGCUGCUCCCACUGCUGACGCUGAGGCUCUCGUCGCUUGCGCUUGCUGCGACGGCAGUGAGAACGCUGCUCCUCUCUACUCAGUCUGCUCCAACUACCUCGAGGAUGAAGCCCCCGAGAACACCUCUCAGUAUGAAGCUUACGGUACUCUGUACAGUGCAUGCAGGAUUGGUGCUGCCAAGUGUACCGAUAGCAACAGCGGCAGUGGUGGUAGCGGUAGUGCCAGCGCUUCAAGCCGUCCUACAGCAACUGCAGACGAUGAUGAAGACCGCUCAACCAUCACUACCCAGACCAGCCCCGCUCAACAGACCUAUGCUUCAGCUUGUGUAGACAUGCUCGGCAUUUUCACGUCGUGCACAGCCAAGGACCGUGAUUUCACAAACCUCCCUUUCAAGGAGCAGGCCGAGUGCUACUGCUGCCGUGGCUCUGGCAACGAUCUCACCUGGACCGACGCUAUGGACAAGCAUGCUCAGACCUGCGCCGACUGGGCACGCACUGGCGAGCCCAAGACCGCCUACUCCGUUGCCAAGACUUUUGCCACCUUCUGCGAGCGCUUCUCCAACGUUUGCGAGUUUGCUGGUUCCGGUGCCAAGACUCAAGGAUCUGAUUCCGAUGAGGCCAGCCAGGCCAGCACAACUGAAAACUCCAGCUCUCGCCAGACCGAUGCUUCUAGUGACGAUAAUGACAACAAUAGCGAGACCACCAGCAACAACAACGCCGGCCCUGUCACCGUCACCGUCGGCUCUCAGCCUACCGAGACUGGAAACGAUGCCACUUCGGCUCGCGCUGGCUUCGGUGCCAUCCUGGCCGUCGUUGCUGCUUUGGCCAUCUCUCUAUAAACGCAGCAAUGUCAUGACUAAAUUAGGGAGCGAUGGAGUUAAUUAAUAGUUUUCCGUUCUCGAGAAGACGUGUUGGUUCUAACGACUUGUACGGAAUGUUGAAUGAGACACCACGGGAAAAGCAUGGACGAUGCUUGGUCUUCUCUGUUGGCACGCGCUUGAGCGAUCACAUGCAGUAUAUAGAUUCCGUGUUUUGUUAAUAAUAAUCACCCAUUUUAACAAACUCCUUUUAUCUAUGAGUGUUGCAGCCAGCUUAUUCCGAUUGUAAAUCUAUACCAACACCCUUCAAUGCUCCAACUGCCCAUUCCGGAUACUCUGCCUUGUCAGCAUAUAGCCAAGCAAAGAACUGCCGCACAAAUGUAGGGAAGCGAUCCUCAAUAAUUGACUCUCGUAUUUGGCGCAUGAGGUUUAGUUGGUAGAAGACGUUGUGAAUCGUCAACAAGUGCGCCGCUACAGUCUCCUUGGAAGCGUUGUGGUGGAUAAAUGCUCGUGUGACACCCAUCCCUCCUUCAGCAGUUGGUUUGCAGACCAUGCACUUGCAAUCCUCCUCGACAGGACUGAAAUCAUGGGCGUACUUCUUGUUGCGCAUGUUGAGAACGCCAUGUUUGGUGACUCCGUUUCCAAAUCGAGCUGUUCGUGUGGGCCACACACAGUCAAACAUGUCGGCACCCAACGCAACACUCACCACCAGAUCUUCAGGAUAACCAAUACCCAUGACGUAUCGUGGUUUCAAGUCAGGGAGCAUCUCUGUACAAGUCGCAACAACUCUGCAGUAGUCUGCUUUCGCUUCACCACCACUGAGUCCGCCGAUUGCAAUACCAGGUGUGUCACGAGCCAGCAUUUCGCGACAGCACUCUCGACGCA
Fusarium graminearum PH-1 is the source of this 1994-nucleotide messenger RNA. RefSeq lists its product as uncharacterized. NCBI's taxonomy places the organism in Eukaryota, Fungi, Ascomycota, Sordariomycetes, Hypocreales, Nectriaceae. The coding region runs from base 99 to 1130 and encodes 343 amino acids. The record is from RefSeq and is a predicted model, not a curated record. The transcript is spliced from 4 exons.